AUGGACUCGAGCCUCCAGCCCCUCCAAGGCCUGUAUCGCCCCAACAACCUCAAAGGUCUAUACUACGGUCCCAAUGUCGUGAAGAACCACCUGCUCGCAGCCCUCCCGACCGAAAACUCCAAAGCGUUCAUCAUCACGGGUUCCUCCCUCGCGACCAAGACCCCGCUGAUCAAAUCGCUCGAGGAGCUCCUCACGCCGACCCACCACGCCGGCACGUUCAGCAACAUCCGCGAACACGCGCCCAUCGCGCAACUUGACCAGGCAACCGAGAUCGUCAAGCAAGACGAAACGAUCGACACGAUCAUCUCCGUGGGAGGCGGUUCACCCAUCGACUCGGCCAAGGCGAUCGCGUACCGCGUCAACGAAACGAGCCCGGACCACAAGAAGUGGCUCCUCCACAUCGCCAUCCCCACCACGCUCAGCGCCGCCGAAUGCACAGCCGCAGCGGGCUACACGCGGGCCGACGGCGUCAAGACCGGCAUCGCUCACCCCAAUACGUACCCUCAAUACAUAUUCUAUGACGCCACAUUUGGGUUACAUACGCCUCCUAGCCUGUUCCUGUCCACGGGGUUCAGGGCCCUCGACCACGCGGCCGAGGCCCAGUAUCAUCCGACCGCGACGUGGGUUCCGUGCCGGCUCCUCGCGCUCAACGCCGUCGGGGAAUUGUUCCGCUUGUUGCCGAAAUACAAGGCCGAUCCCUCGGACCAGGACACCAUCACGGGUCUGUUCCUCGCCGCGUAUGCGAGCUUGGCGUUCUUUGGGCUCAAUGUCAGGGGCCCCUUGGGGCUGAGUCACCAGCUGGGAUACGCGCUGGGGAGUCCAUACGGGAUCCCCCAUGGAAUCACGUCGUGUUUGACGCUGGGGCACGUCGUCAAGCUUAAGGCGCGACAGAGUGCCGAAAAUGCAGAAAACGUCGCUGCUAUCCUGCCCUACACCGGGGCCGGGCAGAGGAGCGGUGAUAAUCUCAGGGACAGUGAUGCUGUGGGGGAUAAGAUUCUAAGCCUUGUGGAAGAGAUGGGGUUGAAGACGAAUUUGACGGAGAGGGGCGUGGGCAGGGAGCAGUUGGACGUCAUCUGCGCGAGGGCGACGGGUGGGUUGACGCCGGAGAAGGAGAAAACGCCACAGGACGAGGAGACGUUGAAGGCCGUCAGAGCUUUGGUGGAGAAGUUGUGGUGA
Molecule: messenger RNA, 1176 nt
Organism: Cladophialophora yegresii CBS 114405
Lineage: Eukaryota; Fungi; Ascomycota; Eurotiomycetes; Chaetothyriales; Herpotrichiellaceae
Exons: 1
Coding region: 1-1176 (391 amino acids)
Cellular component (GO): mitochondrion
Molecular function (GO): alcohol dehydrogenase (NAD+) activity; metal ion binding
Source: RefSeq, a predicted model, not a curated record